Molecule: messenger RNA, 5454 nt
Organism: Uranotaenia lowii
Lineage: Eukaryota; Metazoa; Arthropoda; Insecta; Diptera; Culicidae
Gene: Bili
Exons: 10
Coding region: 1502-3961 (819 amino acids)
Biological process (GO): negative regulation of canonical Wnt signaling pathway
Cellular component (GO): cytoskeleton; plasma membrane
Source: RefSeq, a predicted model, not a curated record
GCCGCCUGGCAGCAGAUUGCGUUUGUCCGCGGGCAGAGAAGGAGCUCUCCACUUAUUCUGGAAUACGCGUGUGGGCCAUCCGUGUUGUGCGUUUCGUUCCGAGGGUUUUUUUUUUCUCGAGCUAUGGCCAUGCCGUCGGAUUGCUGCUGAUUUUUAUUGAAGUUUUUCGGUCUGGAACAAGCGAUUCUGGCAGCUGAUCGUUAGCAGAACGGUCUCGAUGGAGUGAAUAAUUAAGUUGGGCCUAGGGUUAAACGAAAAACAAACAGUCAAGUUUUGCUUUUUUCGCUAGCGAAAAAGUGUACGAAAAUUGUGUAAGUGCCUGGUGGAUUAGAAGCUGGUCAACCUAACUGUGAAUGAUUGAUGAGUUCCGCCAUCGAUGGGAAUGGUUAGAUACAUCCGCAGAAGUGACCAACAGUUCGGUUUGAGAGUGCAGUGAUUGUAUCGGGGUGAUUAAAGAGCUUCUUCGUCCGGUGGAACAAAGUUCGGAAAAGUGCGUAUCGAAAGAAAGAGAGUGAUCCUUUCAAAGUUUUUGGAAGCGUUACGUUAAGUGGUUCGACCGGGGAAAACGCUGCUAUGCCCGAUAUUGCAUUCCGUCUCCGAGUUUUUCGCCAUCGAUGCUCGGGAAGCAAUGGCACCCAACUCGGCUCGAAGAAGCUGUGAACCUCGGAACGGAGCAAUAAUGUUGUGUCGGUGAACGGAAUUCGUGGGAGAUUUGUUUUGCUGCCAGAAAGUUUAGUAAUAGCUUUUAUUUCUCGGAACUUGCCUUCCCGGUUGCUGCCAUUUUGGGUUUGGCUAUUUGUGUUAGGUUGGCCAAGAUUCGUGUUGGCAUGUGCGGCUCAAUUUUGGCGAGUUCCAAAAGCGGAUGGUAGCAACAAUGAAUGAGUUAUGGAGAAAAUGGUAAUUAAUGCUACAUCAAAGUGAAAGUGCUCAUCAUAGGAAAAACUGAUGAAUAUCUCUAUCCCGGAGCGAGUUUUUGGAUUCGGUUCGUUAGCUGACUCUUCUUUCCGGUUUCACAUUAGUUGGAUUAGGUUGGGAUAAAUAAAGUGGUGGUUUGAAAUUUGAAUGGAUACACGUGGGGUUACUCGAUUGAAACCCAAAAUAAAAAACCGCAGACGAUUUUGGUUCUGAUUGAUGUGCGACCGAUUCCGGCAAUUGAAUCGGAACUAAUCGGAUUCUGUGGGUUUUUCGGAUAAAGUGUCGGAAGCCAUUAAAAUGCAUAUAACGUUGGGGCGCCAAUUUAACUGUGGGUCUGUUUUGGAAGUACGCUGAAUGGGCCAGCCAUCAGGAUAAAGCCCCGACUGUUCUGGGAAUGAAAUUGGACACGCGUUUCGAUGGAAUGCCUGCAGCAAUUCAUUGGAGAGUAGCUACAGACGAUUGUGAUUUCGAUUGAGCGGAGCUCGUACAAGGUUUUAAGCUGAAGUACGCAUUAUCAGACAGAGCAGCAGUGAUUCAAUUCGAUCAAUUUCCAGUGAAAUUUUCGAAAGAGCUGGCAAUCGGGCCAAUGCCGGUUGGAAAUGUUUCCUAUCACCAUCGCAGAAAAUACAAUCCCCAGAUACCACCGGAUUACCAGUCACGAAUAUUUUUCGGUGAUUAUACACGUGAAGCUCGCCCGAGUGGGGGUAGCAAAACGUCCCAGUCCCAGCAGCAGUUGCAGCUGCUAAACGGAAGCGGGGGUGGCGGUUCAAGUGGAGGGAACAGUGGCGCCGUCGUUGGUGGGGGCGGCCUGUGUGGUGCGGCGCCGGGGGAAGAAUUAUACUCGAUAUCGGGGUCGUCCUGUUCGUCGUCGUCGGCUGCAGCACAGGACACGUGUAAUAGCAACAACGUGACCGUUGCAGGUACCAGAAGUGGGGGUCCCGGGGGGUGCAGUGCCAGUGGUGUUUCGGGUCAUUCUUUGAGUGUGGGUGGUGUCAAUAACUAUAUUGUCGCCGGAGGAGGAGGAGGAGGAGCCAGCCAUAACGGUAAUGGAACGAGCUCGCCGGUUGCACCCCUGCAGCUAAGUUCCGUUUCCACGGUGCAGCAUCAGCAGCAUAUUGUGGCAGGUGGCGCCCUCAUCAACCACAACAGCAACAACAACAACAUCAGUAGCGGAACAGGAUUAGCUUCCGCCGUUAGUGGACCGAACACGGGUUUGUCGGGUGCAUCUUCUGAUGGCAGUCUGGGCAAUAAUAAUAAUUGUAGUGGAAUUGGUAGCUGCAAUAGUAACAACAAUAAUGAGGAUUGUGAACAUCGCCACAAUUCACCAGAUCUUAGCUCGAGAACGAGUAGUUUCACGAUAGGAAACGGCCUGGACCAUCAUCAUCAUCAGCAGCAGCAGCAGCAGCAGCAACAACAACAACAUCAGCAAGGAACCCUUUCCCGGCAACUUCAGCAACAGCAGCAGCCGACGCAUCAGCAGCUACAACAAUCAUCGAGUUUAUCAAGUAGUAAUAGUCUAAUUAGUAACAAUAAUCAAAUUAGAGAUAGGGAUAGCACUAAUUACGUGACCGCAGCAUCGGCGGCUUUAGGCGGCGGCUCAUCCGGAACAAGUGGGAUUGCGGGCGGGGGCGGCAUUGGUGGUGCAACGACGAGUGGCAAUCUGAUCGGGGCAGGAAACGGAAACGGAGGCAGCAGCAGCACCACCCAUCACCACCUGAACCUUGGGUCGGUGUCAGCCACGAUGACCACUUCAACGGCUAUUUCGCCCCCGCGGCCAAUGCAGAAGGUGAUCCCGACGGUGGUCUACCUGAUGUCCCGCAUCGCUGUACAUAUGGAGAUCGAGGGAACCGCACAAUGCCCGGCCCAGGUCAUGCUGGCCGCGGCACUCGGCUGUGAAGAACUAGGAAUUACCAAUAAGCUGCUGGCCCAGAGCGUAUUCGGCCUCUGGAUGACCAGCCCGUUGCUGGAGGUUCAGCUGAAACCGCACCACAGGCCCUAUGCGGUCCGGGUCGCCUGGUCCAAGCUGCUGGACAAGCACAGUCACGGGAACGAGCUGGAGAAGCUGUCGGACGAACCGAUGACCAUGCUAAGGAGGAAUGUGUUCUUCGGCAAGCGGGACGAGGAGAAGAUUAAGGACCCUCGGAUAUUGGAGCUGCUGUACGAAGAAGCUCGACACAACGUACUAAUGGGUCGGUACGUGAUGGAGUCAUCUCACUCGAUCAUGCUCGGAGGAAUUCAGGCGAGGAUAGAGCUGGGCCCGUACAAUUCGCAUACCCACACAACGAGCUACUUCAGAGAAAAUCAGUUCCGCUUCCUACCGGCUCACGUGGCCAAGAGUACGAGUUGGUCGUGGCUUCCAAUAAGCCGGCGAACGUCGGCCGAAGUAAGACUGCUAGAACAAUACAAACGGGUACCGACGACGGCGACGACCAAGAAGCUUAUGCGGAAGUAUCUCGAGUUCUGCUGGGGGCUGCCGUUCUAUGGGUCUGCCUAUUUCCACGGUCAGGUGGAACAACCGGUCCGGGGUUUGAUGAGCUUGAUGCAACAGAAGGACCUUCCAGUACUGAUAGCGGUAAACGAACGUGGAGUCUAUGUGAUAGAUCAGAUUGAAUGCACUCUGCUACUAGGACUGAAGUACGAGGAGCUGUCCUGGGAUUUUGCCAAACCGAGCAACGUAAACGAUCCGGACUGUUUGCCGUGCAUAUUUGUGCAGUUCGGAGCCGUCGAGAAUGGAAUAGCGGUGACGAAGUUGAUGCAGAUUUUCACACGACAAGCAGCCAUGAUAGACGCCUUAAUAACGCACUUUAUCGAGCAGGCCAAACGGCGGAAAGAGAGCGGGGAGCAGGAUCCGGCGGCCGCUCAGGUGCCGGGAGUUGCGGCUGCCGGUGCCGCCAACGUUGCCGAGAAUCAGUAUGAAGAUCUUAAUCCUAUUGCCAACAAUGGAGUCGGAGUGCUCAGCAACAAGUUGUCCCGGCUAACACUGGCAACAUUCGACGACGAAGGACGCUGCAUUGGCCAGUCGGGUUCACUCUCGAUCAGCUAUUAACAUUUAAUCCUCGUCUAAGCGGUUUUGAGGAUUCAUUAUCGUCGUCGCCAUCGUAGUCUUCUUCUUAGUCGUGCGAUGGCUGUAUACUGAGAGCUCCAACGGAUAGGCAUAACGAUAGUCGAGCGGCGUGUGACUACGUGAUUGAGCACUUCGGGAUUCAUCGCUCUUCCUUCGUUUCCAAUAAUUACGGAAAUCUGGACUGGAGGCGAUUAACUGGGAGGUGAUUGUUUUGUUAUCAGCUAAACGAUGCCAACACUAGCAAAAUCUAAACAAUUUGUGAAUGUUUAAACCAAACGGAAACCAAUCUUUUACUUGAGGAUAGCCUCGUGAUAUAACUCUUGUGGACUUCAAAGUUGAGGUUGGUUCAACUAAGGUCGCUGCACGAAUUUAUCUGUAAAUAGGCGUUAUCGGAGUCGAGUUUACUUAUAUUCACUUUUCCCAAGCGGAAUCCCAAACGAGCAAAAUACAAGUAACAACACUACACUCUUAUACUAAACUAGUUCAAAUUUUCACCAACAUUAAACUCUAAACACUAAACACGCUCCCGAAUUCCGCAAAAAAUCUCAUUCAUCGAUAUGAUUGAGAAACCCUUGUAUAGCAAAUACAAACUCCCAAAAUCAAACAUGAAACCCCCAACGCGUUCCUUUGUGUAUAACAAUUUUCCUCAACAAUAUUAAGAAGCCACACGCAACCAAAACCCUAGUAUAAAUCUUAUAAACCAAUCAAAAAGGACACUCUGAUACCACACAUACUAAGAAUACUCACAAAUGGUCACGACCACACCGAAACCAGAAACAAACAAAAACACCACGAAACAGAUACGACUCGAAAAAUUCUGGCUUAUCCGGCAAAAACCUACCAACAACUCAAAUAAAACAGAAAACGACUUUAAAUUAAGCAACAGCAACCACACACACAAACACGUACAUUCACCCAUAAAGUGGUCAAAUAAUUUUGAUAAGUUCAAUUUAAUAAGGGAAAUAUACCAGAAUGAAUAUGUAAGUCUACCUUAUAUAUACCGGAUAAGAUAAAUAUAUAUUUAGAUAUUUUAUACUUAAACAAUGGGGAACCACGUGAGAGAGCUAAUGAGAACAAUCGAUGCCAGCGGGAGAGAAACAUUCGGAAUCUCCUCUAAAACGGCUGUUUAGUAGUGAUGAUGUAGACGGGGCGAAUUGUUUCGGUUGCAGCUGAAUCCAAUCGUACUCGAGGAGACGACUAACCAAAGGAAUGGAACCAAAGGAGUUGAGCAGGAAGUAGCAGUGUUGGCGAGAGGUUAAAAUCCAUGGAAAAAAAUAAUGCAACCAAAAAUGAUGGGUUCAAAUGAUAUCAAUAAUGUAAACUAUAUGGGGAAGGGGGAAAAAUGGAGGGAGCUAGCGGUUUGCUGCGGCCCGGGAAAGUGAAACAAUACAAAAUAGACAAGAUGAAAGUAUAUAAUUCGACAACCAAGUAGUUUGAAAGGUAUGGAAGAUGAUUAAUUUUGAAUAAAAAAUAAC